This is a messenger RNA of Gigantopelta aegis, 4820 nucleotides long. Its product is annotated as malignant fibrous histiocytoma-amplified sequence 1 homolog. The transcript has 5 exons. Gene Ontology annotation, molecular function: protein binding. Bases 268 to 3288 code for a protein of 1006 amino acids. The record is from RefSeq and is a predicted model, not a curated record. NCBI's taxonomy places the organism in Eukaryota, Metazoa, Mollusca, Gastropoda, Neomphalida, Peltospiridae.
UCCCAUUUCGCCCAUUGUCACGUGACUUGCAAACGUAUCUGAAAGACCGCGGACCGGAUCGGAUUGCAUUCGAAUGUCGAUAUUUAUUUGUGGUGACAUUUUGUUCGAUCUGGAUUAUAUGGUAAGGUGGGAGUAGAAACUUCCCUAACAACACGUCAAACACACUCCCCGUAUUGAGAUCGGCCAACACAUGUAGACAAUGUCGCUAAUAUACCAGGAUCGCCCGUUCUGCAGCUACGUUAACGUCGGCCUCGUUACCUGAGAGUAAUGUCAGUGACCAAAAUGGCGACGGCGAGACCGGCGACACGAGAGGUCCGCAACAAUUACACAGGCCCGUACGGCAGGAGCCCCAUCACGCACGUCGGAUUCUGUGAGGCGCGCCACCUACAUCCGGAGCGACUGCCGUCUGCCAAGCCCGAGAAAGCCGUCUCCGUACGUCUGCUGGACACGAGUAACGAAACGAUCAAGAACAUCCAGCAGUUGGCUGACAGUCUGAAGAGACUUCUCGUGUACGACCUCAGCCUCAAAACCAUACCAGACGGGCUCCUGGCAAACCUGUUCCACUUAGAGAAACUAGACCUCGGCUUCAACCACCUCAGCGACCAUUCUUUCCCAGACUCCGUGAAAGGGUUGGAAAAUCUGAUCGAAGUGCGUCUGAAUAACAACACUCUGACGGUGAUUCCGCAGUUUCUGCGCAGGCUGAGGAAGCUGAAUCGUCUGGACGUGAGCAGCAAUGAGCUGGAGAGUCUGAAAGGCGUGGAGAGGCUGAAGAGGAUCCAGGUCUUGGUUCUGGACGGAAAUAAUCUCGGGACGGUUUUCAAGGACGUCGCUCACAUGACCAAGCUGGAGAUUCUUCGCUGCAAGGACAACAACAUUCGAGAGAUCACUCCGGAGAUUCGGCAGCUCAAACAGCUGCAGGAUCUAGACAUCUCCAACAACAAAAUUACAGUCCUGCCUAUAGACGUGUUCCUUCUUCCAAAGCUCGAUUCCUUCAACGCCAGCUACAACCAGAUCACCAAAGUGCCUACGUUCAAUGUCAACGUGCAAAGUAAACACUGGGUCUCGAGCAUAGACCUGUCGGAGAACAGUAUGACGAAGUUCCCAGGGCAUCUCAUGCUCAUGUCUAAAAAGCUGGAUCUCAGCAGCAACAAGCUGAAGGUUCUGUCGUGGAAUUCCAUAAAGAAACUGGAGUGGAACACGGAUCAGGAGAUGUUUGUCGAGGAGAAUCCGUUGACAUAUCCUCCAGCGGACGUCUGUGAUUCUGGAUUGCGCUCUAUCAUGUCUUUCUUCCAGGAGUCGCAGGCGGAAGCCAAGACGUAUCAAGGAGUCAAGAUUCUGAUGAUCGGCUCCAGGAAGAGUGGUAAGACGAGUCUGAUCCACUCGCUGAUCGACCAGCAACCUCGGCUGUCGCAGGAGUUUGAAAACAACCUGGGGUCGGUUGGGAUAGAGACCUACGACACCAGCUUUGAUUACGACGUGGAGGAAGGUAGACCUGGUCGAUCCUUGCAUUUGAAUAUCUGGGAUCUCUGUGGUCAUCCCUUCUAUCUGUAUCCCCAUUACCUGUUCCUCGAGCAGCCAUCGAUUGCAAUUCUGACUUUCAAUAUGGCAGAAUACACCGAAGAGAAUUUCGACGAGAUGGUUGGCACCUGGUUUGACUGGAUGAUAGCCAAGACCAACAAGCUUGUCGUCCUUUUGGUCGGGACACACAGCGACCAAGUGCCUAGAGACAAGCUCAGACAUAUAUCAGUAGAGGUUCCAAGGAGGCUGACAAGCCAUUUAGACAACAGACGCAAAAUGAUCCAGGAAAAGAUUAAGGUGAUAGAAGCGAAACCGGAGAUAUCCCCGACUCUGUCAGAACAGUUGAAGACCUACGUGAAACUCCUUCAGGACAGAUGCACCGUACAGACUGAAGUCAUUGUGACCAGUUCCGCCGUCUUCAAAGGAUUCGAUAUACUGAAAAUGUCCAUAGAAGCGCUAGCAAACCAGCAGAAGAUCUUUCCUAAUGUUAUGAGAGUCAUACCAAUAUUCUGGGUGGAGGUGGAGACGUAUCUGGAAGAGAGAGGCAACACAAUGGCGGUUCCAGUGAUGGAGUGGGACGAAUACGCCGCCGAGAUUUCGCACAAAUUUGGUAUGAAGCAUCUAAUAGAUUGCAUCACCCAGUACCUGCACGACACCGGGAAGGUGUUGUGGUUUUCCAAAGUGCCAAAGCUGAAAACUCUCGUCUUUCUCAGGCCUUCGUGGCUGUUCGACAUUUUCCGACAAAUAUUCAGACACGAUUUUGCCGACAAAUACGACUAUCUACAGGAGGAUCGGUUCAAAACAGCUGGGCUCAGUCAGGGCAAAUUUGACCGCUUGAAACAAGAAGUCCUUGCGGAAGGGAUCAUUGACAAGGAUUUCAUCAAAGCAGCAAUUUCAAACUGCUUUUCAAAUGAUCUGAAUAACUCUUUUCAGAAAACCUUGACUCUUCUACACGACGCCUUUGAAAUAGGGUACCCCGUUUCGAAGAGGACGAAAGACAAGUUCCACGUCUUGACUGUAGACAAAGAUGGCGAAGGGAGGUGUAAAAUUUCCAAACUGUUGAUUCCAUGGUUGAGGAAGACUCCCGAACCAAACGAUCUCCGUCAGGAGUGGGACAAGCUGUCUGAACGAAGAAAACUGGCCGUGGUCUUCAAAUUCCCGCGCUACAUGCCUCCAGGACUCUUUGAACUAUUGUGUGUGCGAGCAAACCACGAUAAAUACAAACUGAACUAUGUGUUCCACUGGGGUGGAGGGAUACACGCCACGCACAAGGAGCAUCCGGUUCGCCUCAUUGUCAUGUACAACCGAGAAGGUACCGAAAACCAGAGAGACGUGGUGCUUCGGAUCGAGUCACGUGACAACAGUGACUCGGAUGAUCAGGUUCCAGCCUGCACGAUGUGGGGGAUUAUUCUACCACUGUUACUGGAGUUUGAAGAAAUUCUUAAAGGCUAUGCUGGUAUUUGGGUGGAGCGUCGGAUCGAAUGCCCCCUGUGCGGCACGGCGACUUUCCUGGGGGAGUGGCUCACCCCUAAAGAGACCCAGGGGUUCGCCACGAAGACCUGCGACGCGUGCGGGCAGGAGGUGGACACGGCGUUCCUCGUCCACCCCAGGGAGAAGAAACGAGCGGCAGCAUUAGUUCAGGCGCAGCAGCCUAUUAUCAUAUUUAACGAGGCCGUCACCGAGAGCGAGGACGAGGACGACUCUGUGGCGAGCUUUAAUGACGUCACAGAAUGUGAUGACGACGAUUCAGAUAGUACGACGUCCUCCUGACUUUACGGCGGCGUAAAGGUCGACGACGACGUGGUGCCGCCAUUAUCGGUGACAUCAAUGUCAUUUCCGGUAUGAAUUCUAGAACUCGCAGACGGGAAGCUAUAGGUUUACCGGAUCUAGAGCUACUGCGAGGAUUGGGCAGUUUCCUCGGGUCACGUGAUCUAAAGCCGGAUGAGACUAAGAUGGUAGAAUGACGUAGCAGUAACUAUGACUCGACACAAACUGAACAAACUUUCAGUCUUGGGACUCGAUUGCUAGAUCAAUCUCAAAUGUAUUUUAAGUGAUUUAAAUAGUGAACGAUAUGAAAGGUAAUUAUUUACCUGUGUUUAUGCUGAAUGUCAUUCAUAAACAGGUGUGUUUACUAGGGUUACUGUGGAAUGUCAUAAAACGUGAUGCAUGUACGUUAUAAAAACAAUUCAGGAAAAGAGAUAUAUUUUCAAUGUAAAAAAAUUAAUAUUUAAAAAUGACAUUGUGUUAAUGCCGAAUGUCAUGAAAAACAACAACAUUAAUAGUCACAUAUAUUUGUGUUAAUACCAAAUGUUAUAAAAGUUAUGAGUGGAAAUGUGAUAUGUAACGCGAUGGUUUUUCAUAGGAAUAAAAAUGUCAUAAAAAUUAUAAUUACGUUUAAUGUUAAAUUUCAUGAAACGAAGUUGGCGUGUUUGAAUGAUUAAUGUCAUAAAUUAUAUUUAUGUCUGUCGUGCUGAAUGUCAGGAAAAACGACAUUUACGUUUGUUCAGUGUCGUGAAAAAACCCCAAACAUAUUUUGAGUGCGAAUGCUGAAUAUCAUGAAAAGUGACAUGUUAAUCUUCAGUAUCAUGAACAUAUUUUAAUGUGAAUGCUGAAUGUCACGAAAGUAAUACUUCUAUGUCAGACAUUGUAUUCUGUAUUCUGUAUUCCCUUCGCUUUCUGUUAAAGCGGAUAUUUGUGCCAUUUACUUUGCGAACUGUUAUGCUAGGUUCGGGCUAUCAACUGUCACGACGGAGUUGGCCAACUCGAAAGUUGCGUGGUAUUUCCCUCCACUCCCAGCUUACGACGGGUGUGCUCAGAUUGACAACUAAUCGGUCGUAGGAGUUGUAUACGACGAGAAUCGAGUUGUUAGAGUGUUCAGACUAGCAACUGGACAGUCGUAGAAGUCAUCAGAUCGGCGAGUUGGCCAACUUCGCCGUUGUAUUUGGUAGUUUGAGUUUAGCAUUAUGCUAAACUUAGAUUACCAUCUGCCACAAGAAAGUUGGCCAACUUUCUGCUCUUACGAUUUCUACGACUGUCCAGCGCUCUUACAACUCGAUUCUCGUCGUAUAACCCAUUGUUGUUAGUCUGAGCGCUCUUACAACUCGAUUCUCGUCGUAUAACCCAUUGUUGUUAGUCUGAGCGCUCUUACAACUCUGUUCCCAUCGUAUAAUCCAUUGUUGUUAGUCUGAGCGCUCUUACAACUCGAUUCCCGUCGUAUAACCCAUUGUUGUUAGUCUGAGCGCUCUUACAACUCGAUUCUCGUCGUAUAACCCAUUGUUGUUAGUCUGAGCGCUCUUACAACU